CGGAUCUGUGACGUGACGCGGCGCGUGGAAGCUGCCGGCGCCUGCGCAGUCGCGGCCAUGAAGGUGGCGGUGGCGGGUUGCUGCCAUGGCGCCCUGGACAAGAUGUACGAGACGCUGGAGCUGCUGCAGCGGCGCCACCGCCUGCGCCUCGACCUGCUGCUCUGCUGCGGCGACUUCCAGGCCGUGCGCAAUGAGGCCGACCUGCGGUGCAUGGCUGUGCCCGCCAAGUACCGCCACAUGCAGGCCUUCCACCGCAGGUACUACUCUGGGGAGAAGAAGGCACCAGUGCUCACCAUCUUCAUCGGCGGCAACCACGAGGCCUCCAACCACCUGCAGGAGCUGCCCUACGGUGGAUGGGUUGCGCCCAGCAUCUAUUACCUAGGUUAUGCAGGUGUAGUGAAGUAUCGUGGUGUGAGAAUUGGUGGAAUUUCUGGCAUUUUCAAAUCCCAUGAUUACAGAAAAGGACAUUUUGAGUGUCCGCCAUACAAUAGACAAACAAUAAGAAGUGCGUACCAUGUGAGGAACAUUGAAGUCUUCAAACUCAAACAGCUAAAGCAGCCAAUGGAUAUAUUUAUGUCUCAUGAUUGGCCAAGAAGUAUAUAUCACUUUGGAAACAAGAAACAGCUUCUCAAAAAGAAAUCCUUCUUCCGACAAGAAGUGGAAAGCAACACAUUGGGCAGCCCUGCUGCUUCUGAGCUCCUGCAGCAUCUGAAACCCGCCUACUGGUUCUCAGCCCAUCUGCAUGUUAAAUUUGCAGCCCUAAUGCAGCACCAGAUGGACACUAAAGAACAGCUGCCAAAAGCAACAAAAUUCUUGGCCCUGGAUAAAUGUCUGCCGCACAGAGAUUUCCUGCAGAUUAUAGACAUAGACCAUGACCCCAACGCAUCAGACUCUCUGGAGUAUGAUCCUGAGUGGCUUGCUGUUCUCAAGGCAACCAACGAUCUCAUUAAUGUAACUCAGAACUCAUGGAAUAUGCCAGAAAACAAUGGCCUCCAUGCAAAGUGGGAUUACAGUGCAACAGAAGAAGCUAUCAAAGAGGUAUUGGAAGAGAUGAACCAUAAUCUCAAAAUUCCUGUUAACUUCUCUCUGACAGCUGCUUGUUAUGAUCCCAACAAACCUCAGAGACACCUAGAACCAGUUCAUGUCAUCAAUCCUCAGACCACUGAAUUUUGUGCCCAGUUUGGCCUCAUUGACAUUAACAACAAGAUCCAGCAAGUGAAAGAAGAAGGUUCUGUUCGUGGGGAAUAUGAAGAGGAGGAAGAAGAGAGAGACAGUACUGGGUCAGCAGAGGAACCCAGUGAAUAUAAUACAGAUAGUUCUGGGUUGUCUUUGUCCAUUAACCCAGAUGAAAUUAUGCUGGAUGAAGAGGGUGGAGAUGAAGAGCUGAGCACAUGUUCUGUGGAUCCUUCACCUGAUCACCCUCCUGACUUUUCUGCAAGCUUUUCUGACAUCAGAAUCAUGCCAGAUUCCAUGAUGGUAUCAUCUGAUGAUGCAAUGGAUUCCACCAAUGAGGAACUGGAGAAAUCUGGUGGGAGUAAGCAGGCAGAAGAAAAGAGCUUAAAUGAGAGAUCCUUAAAGCGUAUUGGGAAAAAUGAGAAUGGCAAUAGUGGCGUGAAGAAAAUUAAGAGGCGGAAUCAAGCUAUCUACGCUGCAGAGGAAGAAGAUAAAGUAGAAUGAAAACUUUUGAGCAUUACAUUUCUUAACUUUCCAUGCUGACCCUACCUCCUUGGCGGUGGUGUGCGGACUAUCAUGAACUUCUAAUGCUUUUAAAAUUAAGUGUUUGAACUGAUCCAUGCAAUGGAAUAAGACUGUAUAGUUAACUACAGAGGUUUCUGCGGGGAAGGACUAUCUAUUUAGUUAAGUAAAUGUCUAAGCAGGAAGCAGAGCUUUUCGAGGAGUCUUCAAGUUUAGGCAUAAGCAGUUGGCUUUUGCUUCAGCUUUUGAUAAUUAAUUCAUUUUAUUUACAUUCUGCUGUGCCUCUGUGUCAGGUUUAUAAUACUUGGUUAAUAUGAAAAUCUCCUUAAGUUAUAAUUCGGGUGGGAGAAAGAGGAUCAGAGUUUGGUAUGAUGCAGUUGCAUUACCUUUAUUGCUUUCUUGCAGUUUGUCACCUUCGUACCAAUUAGUUACUGCAGUCGGUUAUCGCAGUGUGGUUAGAGCAGUAUUCCCAAGAUAGAAGCAGCAAGAGAAGAAAGUAGUAAUGGUUUUGUCUCUGGAGGUACUGGUCAUGCAGUGGGAAAUCCUGGUAAUCAGUGUUUUUAAGCAAACAUUAUGAAUGUCUGCUCUUGAGUUGUCUAAUUCAGUGGUGCUUAACCUUUUUGUCCGGCAGGCCGGAUGGGUAAUGUUCGGUUCUUUCAUGGGCUGGAUCUGGCAGUGGACCCAAUCCUGUACCUGGGGCAAGUGCAGUAGGGCCCCUUCCAGCUGUGCAGAGUGGGGCAGGGAGCAGCCUGGUCCUAAUCCAGCCAUGCCAGGGAAGGGGGUAUGGCCCAGCAACAACCUAGGCGGGGCGGGUGCAAAUCCAGCCUGAAGAGGGGAGGGGGCAUGGCUCAACCCCACAGGAGGAAGGGGACACGUCUCAGCCUUGUGGAGGGGUAAGGGGAAAGUGGGCUUGGCCAAGUGGUGCGGGAUUGCAGGGGGGUGGCAGCUUGGCCCAGACUUGGCUGGGCAGAGGGAAAGUGGCAUGGUCCAGACCCACGGAGAGCUUGGGGAGGAGAAGGGGAUAUGGGCUGGCUCCAAACCAGUGGGAAGGUGCUGUGGCCUGGCUGUGUGGGGCAAGGGUUGUGGCCUGUCUGCAACCCACUGAGCAGGGCUUGGGAUUUUGGCAGUGGGGUUGAGUAGUGAUAUUACCUGCCACUGCUCCCCCACUGCCAAUUGUCCUGAUCUGUGGGGAGCUCCACAUGGCAGAGGUUGAGCAUCCUUGGUCUAAUUGUCGUUUGUAAUUAGUUUUGACAUACUAAAAAGUAUUCACACUGUGGACAUUAAGCAUCAUGAUUGAAGGCUGUAGUACCAUAGAGGAGCGUGCAUUUCUUUUCUAAUAGAAGCUCUCUAUUUUUUGCCUCUGUCUCUCCUAAAAGUUCAGAGUAGUAGUUAAUAAUUAAAUUAUUAAAAAGCCCUGGAUUUCUGUAUUUA
Molecule: messenger RNA, 3126 nt
Organism: Alligator mississippiensis (American alligator)
Lineage: Eukaryota; Metazoa; Chordata; Crocodylia; Alligatoridae
Gene: DBR1
Product: debranching RNA lariats 1
Exons: 8
Coding region: 58-1677 (539 amino acids)
Biological process (GO): mRNA splicing, via spliceosome
Cellular component (GO): nucleus
Molecular function (GO): RNA lariat debranching enzyme activity
Source: RefSeq, a predicted model, not a curated record